Pseudomassariella vexata is the source of this 6309-nucleotide messenger RNA. Its product is annotated as fatty acid synthase beta subunit dehydratase. Gene Ontology annotation, cellular component: fatty acid synthase complex. The coding region runs from base 1 to 6309 and encodes 2102 amino acids. The record is from RefSeq and is a predicted model, not a curated record. Gene Ontology annotation, biological process: long-chain fatty acid biosynthetic process. Gene Ontology annotation, molecular function: [acyl-carrier-protein] S-malonyltransferase activity; fatty acid synthase activity; [acyl-carrier-protein] S-acetyltransferase activity. Lineage: Eukaryota; Fungi; Ascomycota; Sordariomycetes; Amphisphaeriales; Pseudomassariaceae. The transcript is spliced from 2 exons.
AUGUACGGCACUGGGACUGGCCCGCAGACGGGCGUCUCAACUCCCAGAUCGUCCCAAUCCCUCCGACCGCUCACUCUCUCCCACGGUUCUCUGGAGACAUCUUUUCUUGUCCCUACCAACCUCCAUUUCCACGCGUCUCAGUUGAAGGAGCAAUUCGCUGCCGGCCUGCCAGCAGCCACAGAUGAGCUGGCUCAAGAUGACGAACCUUCCUCGAUAGCUGAACUUGUGGCGCGAUACCUGGGCUUUGUUGCCCACGAAGUUGAUGAGGGCGAGGAUGAUACCCAAGGUUCCUACGAGGAUCUAUUGAAGCUCGUACUCAAUGAGUUCGAGCGAAUGUUCCUCCGAGGUAACGAUGUCCACGCCCUGGCGAAGGGCCUGCCGGGUAUCCUCGAGAAGCAAAUCACAGUUGUCAAAUGCUACUAUGCCGCGCGCAAUGUUGCAAACCGAGCUAUGAGACCACACGAUUCGGCACUGUUCAGAGCUGCUGACGAGGGCUCUGCCAAGAUCUACAACAUUUUUGGUGGUCAAGGCAACAUUGUCGAAUACUUCGACGAACUCCGUGAGGUGUACGAGACAUACCCGUCCUUUGUAGGGGAGCUUGUCACAGCCGCUUCCGAGUUGCUGCAGAAUUUGUCGCUUGACCCGCGAGCCGAGAAGCUCUACGCAAAAGGACUUGAUGUUAUGACGUGGCUGCACUCCCCAGACACCACUCCUGAUGCAGACUAUCUCGUUUCUGCUCCAGUCAGUCUUCCACUAAUUGGAUUGGUCCAGUUGUGUCACUACCAAGUCCUCAUCAAGGGCCUUGGUCUUCACCCUGGCAUUCUGCGAGAUCGUCUCAGUGGUGCGACUGGUCAUUCGCAAGGUGUGGUCGUUGCAGCGGCCACCGCUGCCGCAGGUGACUGGGAGUCAUUCUCCAAGGUUGCGAAAGAUGCUCUCACUAUCCUUUUCUGGAUUGGUGCUCGAAGCCAGCAGGUGUUUCCGCGGACUUCUUUGCCACCAAAGAUGCUUCAAGACUCGAUCGACAACGGUGAGGGUGACCCUACUCCUAUGCUUAGCAUCCGCGAUCUCCCUCUGAGCGAGGUACAGAAGCACAUUGAUGUCACGAAUCAGUAUCUGCCCGAGGAUCGACACAUAGCCAUCUCACUUGUCAACAGCCCAAGAAACAUGGUCGUCACCGGUCCACCUGCGUCGCUGUGUGGUCUCAAUCAGAACUUACGAAAGGUCAAGGCCCCCACUGGAUUGGACCAGAACCGGAUUCCUUACACCGAGCGCAAGGUCCGUUUCGUGAACCGCUUUCUACCGAUCACCGCACCUUUCCACAGCCAGUAUCUCGCAGAGGCUACCAAGUUGAUUGAUGAAGAUCUCAAGGACGUUAAGAUUGACGUCGCGUCCCUGGGCAUUCCUGUGUAUAACACUUGCACUGGCAAAGACCUGAGAGAGGAGGCCAAAGGCGAUAUUGUCCCGGCCCUCGUUCGCAUGAUCACUCGCGAUCCGGUUCACUGGGAGGAUGCCACCGUGUUCCCCAAGGCAACUCAUGUUUUGGACUUCGGUCCCGGCGGCAUCUCUGGUCUCGGCAUACUCACCAGCCGCAACAAGGAAGGCACAGGUGUGCGUGUCAUUCUGGCCGGAACCAUUAAUGGCUCGGCCCAGGAAGUAGGAUACAAGCCUGAGCUGUUUGAUCGCGACGAGGAGAACGCCGUGGUCUAUGCCAAUGACUGGAUCAAGGAGUACGGUCCCAGACUGAUCAAAACAUCCAGUGGUCAGACCUAUGUGGACACGAAGAUGAGCAGACUCCUCGGUGUGCCACCCAUCAUGGUUGCCGGCAUGACGCCUUGCACAGUACCCUGGGACUUUGUUACUGCCACGAUGAACGCAGGCUACCACAUUGAGCUCGCUGGCGGUGGUUACUACAACGCCAAGACAAUGACUGAAGCUCUUGAGAAGAUCGAGAAAGCAAUUCCAGCUGGACGUGGUAUCACAGUCAAUCUGAUCUACGUCAAUCCUCGUGCCAUGGCAUGGCAGAUCCCGCUCAUUGGCAGGCUGAGGGCCGAAGGUAUUCCCGUCGAGGGUCUCACCAUUGGUGCUGGUGUCCCCUCCAUCGAUGUAGCUCAGGAGUAUAUCGAGACACUUGGUCUGAAGCACAUUGCUUUCAAACCCGGUUCCAUGGAGGCUAUCCAGGCUGUCAUCAACAUUGCAAAGGCCAACCCAACAUUCCCUGUGAUUCUCCAAUGGACUGGCGGCCGUGGGGGUGGUCAUCACUCGUUUGAAGAUUUCCAUCAGCCCAUUCUCCAGAUGUAUGGUCGCAUCCGUCGGAGUGACAACAUCAUCCUCGUUGCCGGAAGCGGAUUUGGUGGGGCCGAAGACACCUAUCCCUACCUGACUGGACAGUGGUCUACCAAGUAUGGAUACCCGGCAAUGCCGUUUGAUGGAUGUUUGUUUGGCAGCCGCAUGAUGGUGGCCAAAGAGGCGCACACGAGCAAGAACGCCAAGCAAGCCAUCGUCGAUGCCCAAGGUCUUGACGACUCCCAAUGGGAAAAGACCUACAAGGGAGCAGCUGGUGGCGUCAUCACCGUUCGAUCCGAGAUGGGUGAGCCCAUCCACAAGCUUGCCACUCGCGGUGUUCUCUUCUGGGCGGAGAUGGACAAGAAGAUAUUCGGCAUCCCAAAGGAGAAGCGCGUUGCCGAGCUCAAGAAAAACCGCGAUUACAUCAUCAAGAAGCUGAAUGACGACUUCCAGAAGGUGUGGUUUGGCCGAAACGCGGCUGGCAAGACGGUUGAUCUUGAGGAUAUGACAUACGCAGAGGUUGUUCGCAGAAUGGUUGAGCUCCUCUACGUCAAGCAUCAGUCACGCUGGAUCGAUCCCACAUUCGCCAAGCUGACCGGUGACUUUAUCCACCGUGUCGAGGAACGCUUCACCCACGAGUUGGACCAGCCUUCGUUGCUUCAAAGCUAUUCAGAUCUGGAUGACCCUUCCCCUACUGUCGAGCGCAUACUCAAGCACUACCCAGAGGCCGAGACGCAGCUCAUCACUGCUCAGGAUGUCCAGCAUUUCCUGAUGCUAUGCCAACGCCGUGGCCAGAAGCCGCCGACUUUUGUUCCAGCCCUUGAUGAAAACUUCGAGUUCUUCUUCAAGAAGGACUCUCUAUGGCAAUCCGAAGACCUUGAAGCCGUCAUUGACCAAGACGUCGGCAGAACUUGUAUCCUGCAAGGACCCCUCGCGGUGAAGUACUCCAAAGUCCUCGAUGAGCCUAUCAAGGACAUAUUGGAUGGCAUCCACAAUGCACACAUUGCCAGUCUCACCAAGGAUGUCUACCACGACAAACCAGCCGAUAUCCCUGCGAUCGAGUACUUCGGUGGCAAGCUCAUUGAAACCGAGAUUCCUCUCGAUAUCGAAGGUCUCACAGUGUCGUAUGAUAACAACAAGAACACCUACCGACUCUCUUCAUCGCCUACUGUUGCAUUGCCGUCCAUUGAUUCUUGGCUGUCGCUUCUGGCAGGACCCAACCGGUCUUGGCGGCAUGCCCUUUGCUUGUCGGAGGUCCUGGUUCAAGGACAGAAGUACCAAACUAACCCGAUGAAGCGAAUCUUGGCUCCUGUCCGUGGCCUGUUUGUUGAGAUUCAUUAUCCUAACGAACCUAGCAAGACCACCAUCAUUGUGAGAGAGCAGCCCAGACACAAUCACUACGUUGAUGUGAUUGAAGUGAAAUUGAACGGCAAGAACGAGAUCAUUGUGAACAUGAUCAAGGAUACCACAGCCCUUGGCAAGCCCGUGUCGUUGUCACUCCAUUUUACAUACCACCCCGAGGCUGGAUACGCGCCAAUCCGCGAAGUCAUGGAAGGCCGUAACGAUCGUAUCAAGGAGUUCUACUGGCGUGCAUGGUUUGGCGAUGAGAAGUUCGAUCUUGAAGCUCCCGUAACGGGCAAGUUUGACGGUGGCAGCGCUACCAUCACCAGCGAGGACAUCAACGAAUUUGUUCAUGCCGUUGGCAACACCGGAGAGGCCUUUGUUGACCGCCUUGGCAAAGUCAUGUACGCCCCAAUGGACUUUGCCAUUGUCGUUGGAUGGAAGGCUAUCACCAAGCCCAUCUUCCCUCGCAAGAUUGAUGGCGAUCUUUUGAAGUUGGUCCAUCUUUCCAACGCUUUCCGCAUGAUGCCUGGCGCCGAGCCGCUGAAGAAGGGGGACAAAGUGCAGACCACCGCGCAGAUCAACGCCGUCAUCAACCAGGAAUCCGGCAAGAUGGUUGAAGUCUGUGGUACUAUCACGCGAGACGGCAAGCCCGUCAUGGAAGUGACGUCGCAGUUCCUAUACCGCGGUGUCUACACGGAUUUUGAGAAUACCUUCCAGCGCAAAAUCGAGACACCGAUGCAAGUUCACCUCGCAACCGCGAAGGACGUUGCUGUGCUCAAGUCCAAGGAGUGGUUCGUGACUGAUGACAACGAGGAUCUGGUGGGCAAGACCUUGGUCUUCCGUCUGCAGAGCUUGAUCAAGUUCAAGAACAACACCGUGUUCAGCAGCGUUGAGACGCGUGGACAAGUCUUGCUGGAACGUCCAACCAAGCAGAUUGAUCAAGUCGCAAGCGUUGAUUACGUGGCCGGUGUCUCUCAAGGCAACCCAGUCACUGACUAUCUCGAGCGUUGUGGAACUUCCAUUGAGCAGCCUGUUGACUUACGCAACCCCAUUCCGCUCAGUGGCAAGAAGCCACUUCAGCUGAAGGCGCCAGCUUCCAAUGAAAACUAUGCCCGAGUCUCUGGUGAUUUCAAUCCCAUCCAUGUGUCUCGAGUUUUCUCGGCAUAUGCCAACCUGCCAGGCACCAUCACCCACGGCAUGUAUUCGAGUGCUGCCGUUCGAAGUCUCGUUGAGACUUGGGCCGCUGAAAACAAUGUUGGCCGCGUUCGAAGCUUCCAUGCUUCCUUGGUUGGUAUGGUAUUGCCCAAUGAUGACAUCCAAGUCAAGCUUGAGCAUGUGGCCAUGGUUGGCGGUCGCAAGAUUAUCAAGGUGGAAGCGAUAAACAAGGAGUCGGAAGAGAAAGUUUUGCUAGGUGAGGCCGAGGUUGAGCAACCCCGAACCGCUUACCUCUUCACCGGUCAAGGCUCCCAGGAGCAAGGCAUGGGCAUGGACUUGUACGACCGCAGUCCAGUCGCGAAGGAAGUCUGGGAUCGAGCUGACAAGUACCUCAUGGACAACUAUGGCUUCUCGAUCAUCAACAUCGUGCGAAACAAUCCGAAAGAGCUCACUGUCCACUUUGGUGGUUCCAAGGGCAAGGCCAUCCGCCAGAAGUACAUGGACAUGAAGUUCGAGACCGUGGCUCAGGACGGGUCGACCAAAUCCGAGAAGAUCUUUAAGAACAUCUCCGAUAAGUCAACCUCGUACACUUAUAUGUCCCCACAGGGGCUGCUGUCAGCUACUCAGUUCACCCAGCCUGCUCUUACGCUCAUGGAGAAGGCUGCGUUUGAGGAUAUGAAGUCGAAGGGUGUGGUCAAAACCGACGCCAUGUUUGCUGGUCACUCUCUUGGCGAGUAUGCAGCGUUGGCAUCUGUAGCUGAGGUCAUGCCUAUUGAGUCUCUGGUAUCCGUCGUCUUCUACCGUGGCUUGACCAUGCAGGUUGCCGUUGAGCGUGAUGCCGAAGGUCGCUCCAACUACGGCAUGUGCGCGGUCAACCCCAGCCGCAUUUCCAAGUCAUUCAACGAAGAAGCUCUCGAAUUCGUGGUCGGCAAUAUUGCCGAGGCGACCGGCUGGCUCUUGGAAAUCGUCAACUACAACAUCAAGAACAUGCAGUACGUCUGUGCGGGUGACUUGCGAGCUUUGGACACCCUUACUGGCGUGAUGAACUUCCUCAAGGCCCAAAAGGUCGAUAUCGUUCAAUUAAAGCAGGAGCUCCGUCCCGAGGAGGUCAAGGAGCACCUUGUCGACAUCAUCAGGGGCGCUGCCGAACAGACCGAGGCAAAGCCAACGCCUAUUGAGCUUCAGAGAGGACUGGCUACCAUUCCACUGCGUGGCAUCGAUGUGCCCUUCCAUUCCACCUUCCUGCGUUCUGGUGUGAAGCCGUUCCGAAACUUUCUGAACUCGCAAAUCAAGGUGACGAGUGUCGAUCCUGCGAAACUCAUUGGAAAGUACAUUCCCAACGUCACUGGAAGACCUUUCGAGAUCACGAAAGAAUACAUCGAGAGCGUAUAUGCGAAGACGGGAUCACCAAAUCUCAAAGCGAUCUUACAGAACUGGGACGAACUACAAGGUGAUGCUCAACCUGCUGGUGUCAAUGGCAUUGACGGAGUGAAGAACUCCGAGGUUGAGGUCAAUGGAUACCAAUAA